Molecule: messenger RNA, 3450 nt
Organism: Megalops cyprinoides (Indo-Pacific tarpon)
Lineage: Eukaryota; Metazoa; Chordata; Actinopteri; Elopiformes; Megalopidae
Product: carbohydrate sulfotransferase 11-like
Exons: 3
Coding region: 260-1282 (340 amino acids)
Biological process (GO): carbohydrate biosynthetic process; proteoglycan biosynthetic process
Cellular component (GO): membrane
Molecular function (GO): sulfotransferase activity
Source: RefSeq, a predicted model, not a curated record
GCUGCCUAUUUCUCUUUUUCUUUUUUCCCCGUGUGGUGUCGGUGCGCGGAGUAGCUGGUUUAAGCGGUCAGAGGGUUGCCCAUGGGGUUCUUUUAAAAAAUGACGACUUGCGCAAGUGCUAACAACCAACAGGUCAACUGCAUUGUUGGACACCGUGGUCUGUCGUGCCCUUCUCCGGCGAGCGGACGCAGUCGGGCGCGCUGCCGCGUAUGAGCCACCGCGGGACCGGGUCUCGGCUCCGCCAGCUCUGAGGUUCAGGAUGAGAAAACCCAGAGUGGGUCGGAUGGUUCUGGCGACAUGCGUGGGGUCUUUCAUCAUUGGCAUAUUCUACUUUCAGAGCAACUUAAAGCCAGGGGCAGAGGCGGGCAGCGGGCAUGCAGGCUGGCAGGGGAAGUCUGGGAGGAGUCCGCUGCAGACGCUGUACGACGGUGACCAGCUGGACCUGUCGGCCGCGCAGGUGACCCACCAGGGGCGGCGGGAGCUGCUGGAGGCGGCGUGCCGGGCCUACACCCGCAAGCGGCGCGUGCUCAUCCCGGAGGACCUGAAGCACCUGAUGGUGGACGACCGGCACGGGCUGCUGUACUGCUACGUGCCCAAGGUGGCCUGCACCAACUGGAAGCGUGUGCUGAUGGUGCUGACGGGCGACGGGCGCUACGCCGACCCGCUGCAGAUCCCCGCCAACGAGGCGCACGUGGCGGGGAACCUGCGCACGCUCUCCGAGUACUCCACCGCCGAGAUCAACCACCGCCUGCGCACCUACCUGAAGUUCGUCUUCGUGCGCGAGCCCUUCGAGCGCCUGGUGUCCGCCUACCGCAACAAGUUCACGCGCAGCUACAACACCGCCUUCCACAAGCGCUACGGCACCAAGAUCGUGCGCCGGCACCGGGCCAACCCCCGGCCCGAGGCCUUGGAGCGCGGCGACGACGUCUCCUUCGAGGAGUUUGUCUACUACCUGGUGGACCCGCACACGCAGCGGGAGGAGCCCUUCAACGAGCACUGGGAGCGGGUGCACUCCCUCUGCCACCCCUGCCUCAUCCACUACGACGUGGUGGGCAAGUACGAGACGCUGGAGCAGGACUCGCGCUACGUGCUGCGGCUGGCCGGCGUGGAGGACCAGGUCCGCUUCCCCACCUCGGGCAAGAGCACCAGGACUACGGGGGACAUGGCGGCCCAGUUCUUCCACGACAUCAGCCCCUUCUACCAGAAGAAGCUCUACAGCCUCUACCGCAUGGACUUCCUGCUCUUCAACUACUCCACGCCCGCCUACUUGAGGUUUCGGUGAGAGGGCGGCCUCCUUCCAGCGGGGGAAGCCCCCCCCUCCCCGAAGGAGCUUCGGGUGAAGCGCGGCCUCGAUCACUCGAGCUUUUUAUUCCCGAGGUUUUUUUGAAAGGUCCGCUGCGGGCUGGGCAUUCGUUGGACCCGAGGACAGAUCAGCCAUAAGAGAUUAAAAGCGCUCUGCUCCUUCAAGUGUGACCCAUUGCCUUCAUGUGUCUAAAAUGCAGUACGCACACAGCUUUGUUAAUCCCUGUUGACGAAAACAGUGAGCACAUCGAGGACUUACGUGUAACGCUUUCUUUUUAGGCAUUGGCCUUCAGGAGAACGGUGGAGUUUUCUCUCUGUAUGCACAGAGCUAGGCCCUUGAGAAAAGCCUCCUUCGCAGUGCCUUGACGAACUGACGACCUCAUAGAAGGGAAGCUUAGCCAAUCAGAUGCUACCUUCUAGGGAGAUAGGAACACUGUGUGAACAGCCUAUGUUUUAUUUAUGUUAUUUUGUCUUUGUAUUUAUUGUGAACUGGUACUGUGAGGUCAUCUUGGGAAAAAGAGAAAACUUUAAAGGAAGCCUUAGUACUGCUCUCUGAAAAUACCCGGCAUGCAUCAGUCUUCACCAGUUUGUACUGACCGUUUCCAGUAAUGCAAAUUCAGCGUGUACGGGCCUGUAGGGUUGGUUCUUUAAGAGAAUUAAACCCAGGGAAGGUGUUUAGUUGGACACAGGGCAUUUGUGGGUCUGUGUCUUACUGGCUAUUUAAGUUCUGUGUGCUUGGUACGCCCAACUGAAUGCUUUAGCAGGGGUAAGAGUGCAAUGACAGUAAUAUUUCAGGAAACACCCCGAGGUGCCCUUUGAAUGAGAACAUUAAUUAGACAUUAGACAAAGACAGAGUAAAAGAACAGCUGUGGACAUUCUCAUUGGCCCUACACACCUGGCUGAUGCGUGGGUGUCGUUUUGCGAUUGGCUGAGCACUGCAUGUCACGACGCCACUGUCAGUGUGCAGAGAGGCCUGUUGCCUAAGAUCCUGUCGCAGUCCGUUUCAGUGUUACUCCAGCGCAAACACAUCUGUUAAAAGCCGCAUGGUUUUCAACGGACUGUGUGAGCAAUAACGGCCGCCGUGUCGCAAGGCUGUCGGUGACCACAGAUCAGUUCCAGUGGUGAAGGCUGCCUCUCUCAUCUCUGGCGCUUGCUUGCUGUAGCCUCUGAAGGAGUUCUCCCUCACAUAGCCUGAGUGUGGACGAGCAGGGCUGCCACAUCUCCACAGCUUCUGGGCUCAUUGCGUAGGGUAGCGGCUUUGCAUCUCUUUAUUUAAUUAUUCGUACUUCUGUGGGUAUGAUUUUUGUAAUUGACGCUGUGCAGUUCUUUGGAUGAUGUCGGAAGCGCGUGAAGACCGAUGCGAGUUAAGAGAAGUUAAGCAAGUAAACCGCGGUCAAAACAACCAAACAAACCAAAAAUGAUCCACUUUCAGAUUCAUUAUAGGUCUUGCAAAUAUUUAUUCACAAUAUGGAACACUCAGUCUACAUUAAGGGGAAAACACGUAUUUAUACUGAGGAAACUGUGAAUUUAAAAUCAGUGUGCACUAGAUUACACCAAACAGAUGUCAGUAGUGCUUAAGUGGUUACAGGAACCCACUCAACAAAAUGCAGUAAACCAGUACUGCAUUCAUCUUUUCCUUUGUGUCUUGCUCCUAAUUCCGCUGUGUUGCAUUGUAUUGUAUGUGUUAUUGAGAAGGUCACUUGAAUCAAGGGGGAUCAGAGCAGGAUGGAGCACUUCUAUCGAUAAAAGUCACACUACUUGUGUGGCAAAGAACAUGCAGUAUUUGUGAGUGUACUGUACCAUGCAUAUGAACAAUAAUCUGGUUUAACAGACACCGUAGUACCAUGUUUCCAAAUAAAACAGAUGCCAAACUCUGAUGGCCAUCUUCAUAUUAUUUCAGCUUGGCGCUAUGGAUUAUGAAUCUGUUAGAACAGCUCCAUAACCUGGUUUCAUUCGCAGGGGUCAACAGUGAAGCCUGGAUUCAGUCAAGUCACCCCCCAGGAGAAGCACACUUUCACAUUCAAACUAAAACAAACCUUCCCAGAUUAUCACAAUAUUUGUAUUUACUGUGAAACAAGUGUCAGGUAAAUUUCUGUCAUGCUACAAUCUUCAUCUGCAGUUGAGAGCAUGGUGCAGACUUUAUAUAAU